Penicilliopsis zonata CBS 506.65 is the source of this 1616-nucleotide messenger RNA. RefSeq lists its product as hypothetical. NCBI's taxonomy places the organism in Eukaryota, Fungi, Ascomycota, Eurotiomycetes, Eurotiales, Aspergillaceae. The transcript is spliced from 2 exons. The record is from RefSeq and is a predicted model, not a curated record. Gene Ontology annotation, biological process: L-tryptophan biosynthetic process. Gene Ontology annotation, molecular function: anthranilate phosphoribosyltransferase activity. Bases 104 to 1381 code for a protein of 425 amino acids. Gene Ontology annotation, cellular component: cytosol.
CUCUGACUCACUUAUAGUCUUCGACUCUCGAUCGGACGGGAACUCAGGGGUCUGACAAGUAUUUUGCAGGACCUGCCAUUGAGUCCAAUACCGAUCUACCAAGAUGUCGACUUCCGCUGAUCAACAGAAGCCGGAAUCGGUUUCCAUCACGCCCCUCCUUCAGAGGCUUGCAUACCCCGCGACAGCUCAAGUCGAAGUGAGCGCAGGGGAGAUUGCCUCGGCCUUUGCCCUGAUAUUUGAGAAUCGGCUGUCCGACAUUCAGGCAGCAGCUCUCCUCACACUACUUCAUUCCACGGGACGUGAUCGGGACGCAGAAGUCAUUGCGAAAUGUUCACAACGUAUGAGAGAUGCCGCAACCUCUGUCGACAAGGCCUCAUUGAGCCAGGUCAUUGAGACUCGGGGGAGAAAGGAAGGAAACUACUAUGGUGGAGUGUGCGACAUUGUUGGCACGGGCGGAGAUUCGCAUUCGACUUUCAACAUUUCUACAACCUCUUCGAUCAUCGCAUCGUCACUACUCUUGAUUGCCAAGCAUGGAAACCGUGCCCAGACCUCCUUAUCGGGCUCUGCAGACGUCUUGAAUGCAAUUGAACCAGUUUCUCCUAAGAUCUCGGACAUUUAUGCGGAGAACCUGGUUCGGGUGUACGAAAAAACCAACUAUGCCUUUCUCUUCGCUCCCAACUUUCACCCAGGCAUGAAAUAUGCUGGCACUGUCCGUCGUGCUCUCGGUCUGCGCACGAUCUUUAACCUCAUGGGUCCGCUCGCUAAUCCCGUCAACUGGGCCCUGGAGGCUCGUGUCGUUGGUGUGGCUUACCAAAGCCUCGGCCCCGUUUUCGUUGAGGCCCUGCGCCAAACUGGGGCUAAGAAAGCACUUGUGGUUUGCGGAGAAGAAGACAUGGAUGAGAUCAGCUGUGCCGGGCCGACUAAUUGCUGGGAGCUAUCGGAAUAUGACAACCCCUCCUACAAUGAUGACUGCUCCAGUGACGAGGAGUCCAACCCCAAGGCUCUUGUCAAGAUGCAGAUGUUCCAGAUUAAGCCGUCGGAUUUCGGUCUUCCAACCCACCCGCUCAGUGAGGUCUAUGGAAGGAAGUACCCCAAGGACAACGCCGCGAAACUCAUGAGCAUCCUCCGCAAUGAGCUUCCACGUGAUGACCCGAUCCUCCACUUUGUUCUCAUGAACGUGGCCGCCUUGUUCGUCACCUCUGGAGUCUGUGAGGCAGACACAAGCAAUAUGGGUCCAGGGGAUGACGGAAAGGUCGUCACUGAGCGUGGCCCUGGUGGUAGACGCUGGAAGGAAGGCCUUCGCCGCGCCCGCUGGGCCAUUGAAAGCGGGGAAGCGCUCAAGAAUUUCGAGAAGUUCAUUGAGGUGACCAACCAAUUUUAGUGGGGUCAAAACUAUACAGGAAGCAACAUCCUGAACGUACAGGGGAGAAAACCUCGUUUUAUUACAUCAAAUUCCACAUUUCGGUCGACUUUCUCUACCAGAGUCAGGAUUUGGGCAAAAUGUUGGUCAUGAACAAAGAAUGAUACCAAUGAUAAAAAGGAAGAAAUUAUAUAAUAGACGACAUUUAGAUGAUAUCUAGAUUUUUCCAAAUAAUCUAUUAGGCCCUGAAAAGGCG